Dermacentor silvarum is the source of this 1596-nucleotide messenger RNA. RefSeq names its product fatty-acid amide hydrolase 2. The coding region runs from base 1 to 1248 and encodes 415 amino acids. The transcript is spliced from 6 exons. The record is from RefSeq and is a predicted model, not a curated record. Lineage: Eukaryota; Metazoa; Arthropoda; Arachnida; Ixodida; Ixodidae.
AUGCUUGGCUGUGGCGAGGGUAACCUGGAGAGGGUGACAGCUUCGCUGUUAAAAUGUGUUCGCCUCGCAGGUUUGCGACAGGACGCGGGCUCCCUUUUCUGGCACGGACGGCGAGCCGAGGAGGACGCCCCGAGCGUGGCGUUGCUGCGGGCAGCCGGAGCCUUUCCAUUGGCGCUGACCAACGUACCAGAGCUGUGCAUGUGGGGCGACUCUCAGAACCUGGUGGACGGCUGCACGCGGAACCCACACGACACGCGCCGAAGCCCCGGCGGAAGCAGCGGUGGAGAGGGAAGCCUCCUGGCUGCAGCUGGCUCACUGAUUAGCCUAGGCACAGAUAUCGGCGGAAGUGUGCGAAUACCAGCCGCCUACUGUGGGGUCUUCGGCCACAAGCCUACAGCCGGAGUGGUGCCCAACACUGGACUACUGCCAGAUGUUGGAGAAAAUCUGGAGCAGUUCAACUGCGUGGGUCCCAUGGCAAGGUUCGCGGAUGAUUUGCCGCUGAUGCUCAACGUCCUGGCGGGAAGUGCCACCCAUGGGCUUAGACUAAAUGAAAAGGUCAAUCUGAAGACGCUUAAGCUGUAUUACAUGGAAACAGAAGGAAGCGUUUACAUCAGCCGUGUGACCACUGAGGCUCGCCGGGCAGUUAGACGGGUGACCCAGUACCUAAGCGGGGCGCACGGACUAGAAGCGCAUCGGCUGCACCUACCCGAGAUGCGAUUGGGCAUGGUUAUGUGGUUCAAGGUGGCCGCCGCCAAGGAGCCCAAGCCUUUGCCCGAGAUGUUCCGGCCCGGCGGCUUCAGCACGUUAGUCGAACUGCUCCGCCACCUGGUGGGAGCUGGCCGGCAUACACUUGCAGCGUUGGCCACGAUCAGCAUGGCGCCGCUUUUCCGCUUCGGUUCGAAGCAGCAGGCUGCCGACUACGUGGCCUCCUUAGACAUCGCCCGCGACCGGUUCGAGGAGACGCUGGGGGACAACGGAGUGCUCGUCCUGCCCGCGGCCACCAGCGCUGCCCCGUUCCAGAAUCAGGACUUGCUAUUCCUGGAUUCGCCGGGCAUGACAGCACUGUUCAACUUAUUCAAGGUGCCCGUCACGGUGUGCCCCGUAAUGUGGUCAGCGGAGAGAUUGCCCCUGUGUGUCCAGGUGGUGGCGAAGAGGGGAAACGACAGGCUAUGCCUGGCUGUCGCCAGGGAGAUCGAGAACCGCUUUGGUAGGCUUGAUCCUUCAGCGAAACUGCAGGGGCGAGUCUGAGGUCCGGGCAAAUGACACUUCAUUAUAGCUGGCCCUUCUUGCCAGCGCGUUUUAUGUUGGCUAGAAUUGCAAGGAAGCUGUUUCCAAGUGUGCGCAACGGCAAAGCAGAUGACUCAGAUGAGUGCCUCAGGUGCAAUAGCUUGUACGUAUGCAAAAUAUUUUGUACAUUUGUUAUCGUGUGCAUUGAAAACAUACGCCGUAAAGAGCAUGUGGCAUUUUCAAAAAUGAUGCGUCACGUUCUCGUAUAAAAAGAUUUUCUUUGUUUUAUUAUUUUAAAUCGUUGCACAGAAAGACUAACAUUACUAGCAGCUUGUUUUGCAGGAAGUUUGAAUAAAAGAAAUUGCAACA